This is a messenger RNA of Pygocentrus nattereri (red-bellied piranha), 4661 nucleotides long. RefSeq names its product ATP-binding cassette, sub-family D (ALD), member 1 (gene abcd1). The record is from RefSeq and is a predicted model, not a curated record. Gene Ontology annotation, molecular function: ABC-type transporter activity; ATP hydrolysis activity; long-chain fatty acid transmembrane transporter activity. Gene Ontology annotation, cellular component: peroxisomal membrane. The transcript is spliced from 10 exons. NCBI's taxonomy places the organism in Eukaryota, Metazoa, Chordata, Actinopteri, Characiformes, Serrasalmidae. The coding region runs from base 1187 to 3511 and encodes 774 amino acids. Gene Ontology annotation, biological process: fatty acid beta-oxidation; long-chain fatty acid import into peroxisome; very long-chain fatty acid catabolic process.
AACAGGGGUCAGAAGGUGUGUAUCUUAAUGGGUUUGUAGCAGGGCACAUUAAUGCAGGUCUAACGGUGCUUUGCCUGGGAGGCAGCGCUCUGCUCUCCAGCUCCUAUUGGGCAAAAGCACUAGUGUGACCCUCAGGCUAUAUGAGCCCGGUGUAAACACACGGACUUACUUCCACGAAGAAACAGGGAGGGCAGCUCAAACAUGGAGCCCGAAGAAAGACUUUCGCCGCACACGUUUAUUACAGCCAUUCAUACCCCAGAUCUCUCCUGAGGAUGAUCUUUAGUCGGCUUGGGACCACAAAGAAAGCGAUAAGAUAGCGCUGCAACUUCAAGCUUGCUCAAAACUACCUUCCAGGCGGGCGGCCAGAGGAAGUUCUUGGCGUUACUUGAACCUGAACCAUGUAAGCUACGCUAGCUGAAGGUUUAUUCGGCUGUCAGUGCUUAAUCUGUCGGUCAAUAUGCAAUUUUUUGUCUAACUCUUUAGUUUUUAUUGUUUUGCUGCCUGGUUUCGCGUAUAGUAUACGCCUCUCCUUCCCGUUGCUGUUAUUGUUGCACUCUUAUUGGCGAAGGUUAGCUAGCUUAGCUUAGCAUUUCCCCCACUUCUUUUCUAUUGAGCUGCUAGGUUGGCUAACCUAGCUAACGCUAGCUCCCAGGCAGCCGGUUUACUGAAGUUGAAGGGCUCGUAAUGGUCUACCUCAGCAAGAAACUACAAACUUGGAACAUUUUGUCAUUUAAGUAGGUGCUCGGGUCCUACUUAGCCUAGCCUUAUAGCUAAAUGUCUCCUAUGCAGUUUGCGGGAGCCGGUUUACUUAACCUGGCUAGGUUAACGCUAAAGUUGUGAAAUAACGCGGAAGGUCGUGAAAAUCUUACUUUUUUUCUAGCUCGCUGACAUAAAACAGUUUUGGUUGAGUUAGGUUGACUAGCUUGCAGUGCUGAGUUAGUAUAACGUUACUGUGAAAUCGUUUAAAUUGGAUUUGGGAAGUCUUUUUUCCUCCGGUUCUGAUGGACAUCAUGUGGAGUCGCAGCUGCCGAAGCCGCUAGCGCUGCUUUACAUUACAUUAGGUAGUGACCGGAGAGCUCAGCCCGCUGUGCUGAACUGUCUGCAUGCAUAAGGUUAUUCAUUAGUAUUCGUCAGGACGCGCUGGACACUGUCCUGUAAACACACGCAAGAGCAACCCGGAGCGAAAAUGUCCGCAGUUUAUUCCAGGCUGCCCUCACAGCUGAAGAGGCCUUCCGUGGCGAGAAAAGCGGUUUUUCUUCUGAUCGCCGCUUAUGGGGUGAAAAAGCUGUACCCGUACGUUUCUGCGAGGCUCAAACGAGGACCUUCAAGUCCGCGCUUGCCGCAGACGAACGGAGAGCCGCUGGGAGUGACGGAGAGGCGGAGGAAGAAGAGGACCUCGCCGGCUGUUAACCGCGAGUUUCUGGAGCGCCUGGGCCGCCUCCUGCGCAUCCUCUUCCCGCGGAUCUUCUGCAAAGAACUCGGGCUGCUGGGCUUCCACUCGGUGGCCCUGAUUUCACGCACAUUCUUGUCCAUUUAUGUGGCCAACCUAGAUGGUAAAAUAGUGAAGACCAUAGUCAAGAAAGACCCCCAGGCCUUCGUGUGGGAGCUGACCAAAUGGCUGCUCAUUGCCAUCCCUGCUACCUUUGUGAACAGUGCUAUCCGUUACUUGGAGGGCCAGUUGACCCUGGCCUUCCGCACCAGGCUGGUGACCUAUGCCUACCAGCUCUACUUCAGCAACCAGACCUACUACCGUGUCAGUAACAUGGACGGGAGGCUGGCCAACCCCGACCAGUCUCUGACGGAGGACAUAGUCAUGUUCGCCGGCUCCGUGGCCCACCUGUACUCCAACCUCACCAAGCCCAUCCUGGAUGUGGUCAUGACCUGCUACACUCUCAUAAAAACAGCCAAGUCCAAGGGAGCCAACACCACAUGGCCCUCGGUCAUUGCAGGCAUCGUGGUGGCCCUCACCGCCAAAAUCCUGAGGGCGUUCUCACCACGCUUUGGCAAGCUGGUGGCUGAGGAGGCCAAGAGGAAAGGGGACCUGAGGUACAUGCAUUCUCGCAUCAUUGCCAACUCCGAGGAGAUCGCCUUCUACGGGGGACAUAAGGUGGAGAUGUCGCAGCUGCAGCGGAGCUACAAUGCGCUGCGCUCGCAAAUCAACCUGAUCCUGUUCAAGCGCCUGUGGUACGUCAUGCUUGAGCAGUUCCUCAUGAAAUACCUGUGGAGCGCCUCUGGCCUUGUCAUGGUUGCUGUGCCCAUCAUCACUGCCCCGGGUUACUCCCAACAUGAUUCAGAGGAUGUGAAGCAGGCGGCGCUGCUGAUGAAGGAAGAGGAUCUGGUGAGCGAGCGCACGGAGGCCUUCACCACAGCACGGAACCUUCUGAAUGCAGGAGCCGAUGCUGUGGAGAGGAUUAUGAGCUCCUACAAGGAGGUGACAGAGCUGGCUGGCUACACGGCACGUGUGUAUGAGAUGUUUGAUGUUUUUGAGGAAGUGUGCGGUGGGGUGUUUCGCCGCUCUGUAGAGGAGGUGCAGGGCGAAGCAGCGCGCGGGGGAUCACGGGAAGUUAAACAUGGCAUGCGUGUGGAAGGACCCCUACUCAUUCGAGGUCAAGUGAUUGACGUCGAGCAAGGCAUCAGGUGUGAGGACCUACCCAUUAUAACGCCCACUGGUGAUGUGGUUGUGUCCAGCCUCAACAUCAAGGUGGAUGAAGGAAUGCACCUUUUAAUCACUGGGCCGAAUGGCUGUGGGAAGAGCUCCAUGUUUCGGAUCCUGAGUGGCCUGUGGCCCGUCUACAGCGGAGUGCUCUACAAACCUCCCCCUCAGCACAUGUUCUACAUCCCUCAGAGGCCGUAUAUGUCAGUGGGCACUUUGCGGGACCAGGUCAUUUACCCUGACACGGCUCAGGAGAUGAAGGAGAGAGGCUUCACGGACCAGCAGUUGGAGGGAAUCCUCCGCACCGUCAACCUCCUCUACAUCCUGGAGAGGGAGGGAGGUUGGGACGCAGAGAGUGACUGGAAGGACGUCUUGUCUGGAGGCGAGAAGCAGAGAAUGGGCAUGGCCAGGAUGUUCUACCACAAGCCUAAAUACGCUCUCCUGGAUGAAUGUACCAGCGCUGUUAGCAUCGACGUGGAGGGCAAAAUCUUUGAAGCUGCAAAGGAUGCUGGGAUUGCACUUCUCUCAAUUACACACCGUCCAUCACUCUGGAAGUACCACACCCACCUGCUGCAGUUCGAUGGAGAGGGUGGCUGGCGCUUUGAAAAGCUGGACGCGUCCACCCGUCUGUCUCUGCAGGACGAGAAGCUGCGGUUGGAGACGCAGCUAUCGGGCAUCCCCAAAAUGCAGCAGCGUCUGGCUGAGCUGUGCAGCAUUCUGGGGGAAGACAGCAGGCUGGUGAGCCCCGGGGAGCAAGAGGAGGAGGGGGAGAUGGGACAGAGGGAGCAGCAACAGCAGGAAGAGAGGGAGGAGAGAGAUGUGUUCCCUGCUGAACAGGAAAAAAGCCUUAUGGAGUGAUUUGCUGCCAGGUGACAGAGACGUGUUGAAGGCCAGCUGAGGGCGAGGGUGUGCGAGAGUGAGCGAGUGUGUAUGUGGGGGUUAGUGAAGGAUCUGGAGUGAAUAAUCGUAGUUCAGGUGUAGACUGUAGAGGUCUUUCCAAGCUGUGAGUUCCAUGCAUAUUUGUGCAUGUGUGAUUUUGUGUGUGUCAUGUUUUUUUUUCUUUUGUCUGUGUGCAAGUGUUUGAAGCUUAACGUCCUCGCCCGUGUGUGUUUGUGUGUGUUAGAGACGAUGGUGGGGGGGAUGCAGGGGGGGGGCAUAAGGCAGCUGCCAGCUCUUCCAGGUGCGGCGGAUGAUGAAAGCACCCAUGAAAGCUGCUCCAUCCCUUGUUAUUGCAGUUCUCUGCAGAAUUCUCUCAAAACUCUCUGGCAUCUAGGCAGCAGUGUGUGUGUGAGCAGUAUAGAGAUUUAUAUGAGAGAGGGCUGCUGUUGGAUCAGUGACUAAAACUGUGUAUGUAGCAGUACUGUUCACUUUAAUAAUAGUUCAUAGGGAUCACAGGUGGGAAAUUCUGGCCCAGAAAGUAAAAUCCUCACCAGGAUUGUGUUCCAACUGUUUGGACACCUGCACUGCUGAUUUGAGCUAAUCAUAGAGGCAAGGCAGUUAGAACAAAAUCCUGGGGAGGGUUUUUACUUUUGGAGCCUGUCCAUCUCUACUAGGGAUGCGGCGAAAUUUUGACCACUGAAAAUUUUUGGCCAAAAAUGGUUAAAAAAAGAUGGCACUUUUGGUUUCAGGCUAAAAGGGAACAAAGAAAGAAAUUUGUGACUAAAAAAGACUAAAUAUGCCUACAACAAAGUGUCAGAAUCUUCAGAAGUUUUUAAUAAUGUUAAAAAAAUACGAACAUUGAUUGCAUUGAUUGCACCAGUCAGAGCAGAUACAUUCAAAUGUUUGAGUAGCAGCAAACAGUGAAAAUAUAGCUUCUUAGAACUAUUUCACAGGGACAUUAGACAAUCGAUAUAUAAUCUGUUAACUCCAGGAAUUCAGUGGCUGACCAGAUCCACUGCACUGCGUGAUUAAAAAAAAAAGAACUGCAAUCAGAGAACACUCAUCAGAAUGACUACACCAGGGCUGCAUUUCACAAACGCACUGCAAGUAUAGAAAACGCAUUCUUCAG